AUGUCCAGCGUUGUCUACUAUGUCAAGGGAUUCUUUGCAUUGCUAGCACUUACUAGCUGCGCCGUUUAUGGUGUUAUUGCAUCUACUGUUUUGUCCUUGCUAGGCAAAAGAAACUUAUCCCAAUGGUCCACUGCACGGGUGUUCUAUGCCACGUUUAGCACUCUUUUCAACAUCAAGAUUGAAGUUGACAGACCUGAAAUUCUUGAAAAAUUGCCUGCCAUUUUAGUGUCAAAUCACCAGAGUGAACUGGACGUCUUCAUACUGGGAAAGGUCUUUCCUAAGAGAUGUUCUAUGACCAGUAAGAAACAAUUGAAAUGGGUUCCAUUUUUAGGACAGUUCAUGACCUUGAGUGGAGUGUUCUUCCUUGAUAGAGCAAACAAAAGCACUGCCAUCAGCACCUUAGAUACCGCUCUUCAAAAAUUGAAGAAUGAAAAGGGCGCGUUAUACAUUUUCCCAGAAGGCACUAGAUCUUAUGCCUUGGAACCAAAACUUCUUCCCUUCAAGAAAGGAGCUUUCCAUAUGGCUGUUCAAGGAGGCAUUCCAGUGAUACCUUUAGUUGCAUCGAAUACUUCCAGUCUUUAUUCUCCUAAAACUAAAACCUUCAAGUCUGGAGUGAUCAAAAUCAAGGUGCUAGAUCCAAUUGAAACGAAAGAUCUAACUAAGGACGACGUAGCCGAUUUGGCUCAAGAGGUAUAUGAUAAAAUGAAGACUGCGGUUGACUUGUUGGGUUAUUCUCCCACCAACGAUCAGCUAGAAGCUGAGACUGACGUCGAUACAGAAACUGAAUCGGAGACAGGAAAUACAUACACUGAUACGGAAGAGGAUAUCACCGUCCCUGGCGAGACCACUCAGCUGUUAGAUAAAUAG
This is a messenger RNA of Komagataella phaffii GS115, 867 nucleotides long. Its product is annotated as 1-acyl-sn-gylcerol-3-phosphate acyltransferase. Gene Ontology annotation, cellular component: membrane; endoplasmic reticulum. Gene Ontology annotation, biological process: phosphatidic acid biosynthetic process. The transcript has a single exon. NCBI's taxonomy places the organism in Eukaryota, Fungi, Ascomycota, Pichiomycetes, Pichiales, Pichiaceae. The coding region runs from base 1 to 867 and encodes 288 amino acids. The record is from RefSeq and is a predicted model, not a curated record. Gene Ontology annotation, molecular function: 1-acylglycerol-3-phosphate O-acyltransferase activity.